Molecule: messenger RNA, 3406 nt
Organism: Musa acuminata AAA Group (dessert banana)
Lineage: Eukaryota; Viridiplantae; Streptophyta; Magnoliopsida; Zingiberales; Musaceae
Product: carboxyvinyl-carboxyphosphonate phosphorylmutase, chloroplastic-like
Exons: 2
Coding region: 2269-3342 (357 amino acids)
Molecular function (GO): catalytic activity
Source: RefSeq, a predicted model, not a curated record
CUCGAUCGAAGUUUUUUUGUUUUGAGUGUGCAGGAUUAACUACGAUGAAAGUAAGACAUGUAGCAGGAGUUGCGCCGGAGUCAAGUUCAUGAUCAUGUUGGGAGUUCGAGAGUUCGACGGAAGUUCGGACGGUCGUCGGAGGUUCUGCGAGAACAGAUCCGAGAAGUCCAGAAGCUUGCCAAGCGAAGCUCAUCGGAACUCGCCAAGUGGAUCGUCGCAAAGUCCAGGAGUUUGCCGGAAGUCCGCAGGAGCAUCACCGAGAGUUCAUCGGAUGAUCGACGGAAGUUCGCCGGAAACUCGCCGGAAGAAGCGAUUGACGCACCGAAGCAAAGCUGCAGAAAUUGUCUUAGAUCUAAUCGUAGUUAGCACGUUGAUUAAGUUGGAAAAUGGGAGGUGAUCCCAUUAGCUUAAUCUUGGGGCAAUUGGGCCCCUGAAAGUCUGAAAUUGGGUCGAAUGGUGCUAACCAUUCGGACCCUGAUUGCACCAGGAGGUGCAACCGCCUAGGCCAGGAGGUGGCACCGCCUGGGCUAAGCCUCCCAGUGAGACUGGGAGGUGCAACCGUCCCAGCCAAGAGGUGGCACCGCCUGAGCUCAGUCUUCGAGCUAGAUUGGGCGGUGCAACCUCCCUGACAGAGAGGUGGCACCGCCUGAGCUCAGUCUUCGAGCUCUGGCAGAGAGGUGCAACCGCCUCAGUCAAGAGGUGGCACCGCCUGGGGCUCAGUCUCCGAGCCAGACUCAGGAGGUGCAACCGCCCCUGACACAGAGGUGCAACCGCCUGGGCUCAGUCUUCGAGCUCUGCCAGGCGGUGCAACCUCUCCAAUCAGGAGGUGCAACCGCCUGAUCCCGGAAUUUCGGGAUUUGAUCGUUUUGAGCUCCAAAUUUGAAUUGGGUUGGGGCCUAUAAAUACCCCACCCAUUCAGCACUGAAAGCACAGAACACACACUCGAAAUCUUGCUAUCUUUCUGUGUUUCUUAGAGCUCAAAACUGCUAGUUCUCCUCUUUCUAUUCUUCAAGUUUGAGUUGUAAAGAGAGGAGAGAAAACUUCUAUAAGGGUUGUCUCCUAAGCCCGCCAAAAGGAGUGAAUCUGUAAGAGGGUGGUUGGCCUUCGCCUAUCGAAGGAAGGUCUCUAGUUGACGUCGGUGACCUCGUCGGUGGAGGAAGCCAAAAGUGGAGUAGGUCAAGACUGACCGAACCACUCUAAAUCUCUGGUUUGCGUUUGUUUUGAGCACUUUAUCAUUACUGCAAACCUCCUACAUAGCUACUGCUCUCUGCGCCUUUACGAACAAGUUUCUAAGUGCUGAUCUUUCCGAAUCUGCAUUCAGACGUAAAUCGGUGUUUUCAUACAUUACAGUUUACGAUUACGUUUUGUAACUGCAAACUGUCUUCUGCGCUUUUACGAACGAGUUUCUUUGCAGUUUACAUUUACGUUUUGAUUCUAUUUAUAACUGCAAACUGUCUUCUGCAAUUUUACGAACGAGUUUCAAGGUUUAGACGAAAAUCUGCAUUUAGACGUAAAACUGCAUUUAGACGUAAAUCGGCUUUCCUCGUACAAUCAUCAGAUUUCAGUUUACGUUUACGUCUUGAUUUCAACUGCAUACUGCCUUCUGCGAGUCUACAAACGAGUUUCAAAGUUCAGACGUAAAUCUCCGUUUAGACGUAAAUCUGCGUUUAGACGUAAAUCUGCGUUUAGACGUAAAUCUACGUUUAGACAUAAAUCUGCUUUUUGUAGAUUACUUUUUGAGCUGUACAAUAGCAGCACACUGUCUUUAUACUUCUGCUUAAACUACGCUUAGACGCAAACUGUGUUUAGACGCAAACUGCGCUUAGACGCAAUCUGCGCUUAGACGCAAUCUGAGCUUAGACGCAAUCUGUAUUUAGACGCAAACUGCGUUUAGACGCAAACUGUGUUUAGACGUAAACUGCACUUAAUCAUAAGUAAUCUUAGAAUCGGCUUUUGCAUCAAAAUAGUUUUUAUCGAACGAACACAGCUUUCGUUUUUAAUCGCUGAAAGAUUUCCGCUGCACUAAUUCACCCCCCCCCUCUUAGUACUCUCGAUCCUAACAAUUGGUAUCAGAGCGGGGUAUUUCUCAUUUCGGAUUUACACCCGAGAGAAAUGGCUCUUCAAGAGGGCUUUUCGGUCUUUCGUCCACCGUUCUUUAACGGAUUGGACUACACUUAUUGGAAAACUCGAAUGAGAGUUUUCUUGAUUUCUCUAAAUCUGGAUUUAUGGAAUAUCGUUGAAAACAGUUUUUAACUUCCCUCUAAACCGAUGAACGAAUGGUCGGAUUUAGAGAAGAAGUAUUUUUCUUUAAACGCAAAGGCUAUGAAUGCCUUAUUUUGCGCUUUGGACAAAAAUGAGUUCAAUCGGGUUUCUUUGUGCGAAACGGCUUUCGAUAUUUGGCGCACUCUUGAAAUCACGCACGAGGGAACUAGUAGAGUCAAAGACUCGAAAGUUAAUAUUUUACUGCAUGAUUUCGAGCUUUUUCAUAUGAAACCAAGCGAAACCGUUGUUGACAUGUACACCCGUUUUACGGAUGUCGUCAAUGGUUUAAAAUCACUUGGUAAAAGUUUUUCGGACUUUGAACUCGUUAACAAAGUUUUGCGCUCACUUUCUAAAACUUGGGAUUCAAAAGUAACUGCUAUUCAAGAAUCGAAAAACUUGAACCAAUUUCCACUUGAAGAACUAAUUGGUUCAUUGAUCACAUAUGAAAUGACGUGCAAUGCACGUGAAGAACUUGAGAACCACCUUCCAAAGAACAGGAAGGAUUUGGGACAUAGAACAUUUGAAGACCACUCGAGCAUAAGCUCAAGUGAUGGUGAACUUAAACUACAAAUGAAACAAAAAUUAAAAAGUAAAAAGAACGGAACUACUUGCUUUGAACGCAAGAAGAAGGACAAAAAUUGGGAUGAAUCAAGCUCCUCCGAAGACGAGGAGAAAAUCAACAAAGGCGAGGUGGCAAACUACGCCUUUACGCCUUUCGACGCUGAGGCAGGAGCAGAUGCCUGCUUUGUGGAGGCACCAAGGGAUGAUGAUGAACUGAGGGAAAUUGGCAGGCGCACAAAUGAGUACAGAGUGUGCAACAUGAUCGAGGGUGGAAUUACACCUUUGCUCCAAGAAAUGGGCUUUCAUCUCAUUGUUCACCCCCUCACUACUCUCUAUGCAUCUGCCCGUGGAUUAAUUGACAUCCUCAGGGAUCUGAAGGAAGCAGGAACCACUAGAGGCCAGCUCCACAAGCUUGCCACGUUUGAGGAGUUCAACAAACUGAUUGAAUUGGAUUCAUGGUUUGAACUUGAAGCUCGGUACUCCAAAACCAGAAAGUUCCGCUCACAAGUGAAAAACUAACAAAUCAUGUUGGUGAUGAAAACCGUAGUUUGUUAAGCUUUCUGAGGAAACUUUCUACACUUAA